CUUUAAGAUGAAAAAUCGGAUGGAACGACUUGUGGUUCUUCCUUUCACCGCCGGGUGUGUCUCUUCCUCCAGUGUAUCUGUUAGCGUACAACAUGGAAGACGACCAAAGGAAGACAUCAACUCAGCUCACAUGGUGUGUAGGUCAAGGGAAGUGCCCAAAAAUUCAAAAGACACAUCAAGUGACCACAUGAUGAAGGGCUCAUCUAGUUCUAGGUUCCCAACACCAUCGAUACCAAAUAUAUACAUUGGGUUUCACAGGCUUACCAGAACCAUCAAAAAUCUGUCUCAGUCCCUUGUGUUCAAGGAGGAGAUGGAGGAACUGGAAAUGGAGAUGGAUAUUGGCCUUCCAACGGAUGUAAAACAUGUGACACACAUAGGGUUCGAUGGAUCGAUGAACCCCGGUGCCAACGGUUGCAACCACUUGGACAUCUCAGAUUUUCUUUCGCUAUGCCCUAACUCCAUGGCUCAGUACGAGCAACGUGCUAUGUUUGUACCAGUAGAUGCAACUCAUGAUUCUCAAAAUACAUCAUACCUCCCCUCGCUUUCCUCUAUUCACAAUCUGCAUCGAACACCGCCACCAUCGUUACCUCGCCUUCCGUCUUCCGUCGGCGCUGCUACCGCAUCGAAUCACCACUUUCUCCUCCGUUCACUACAGUACCGUGCUCCAAAGUUUGAAGCCCUAGUUUUCCCAAUUGAAGCUUCAAUUAGGGACGACAUCCUCCUCUACCUACUUUUCCGGUUCUCGACUCCAUUCUCGACUCCAUUGCAAUAUCAGUCUAUAGUUGAUGCAGAGUGGAAUAUCAUUUAUGAUAAGUUGGAUAAAUGUGUGAAGACUGGUGCCAAGAUUGUACUUUCUCGUCUUGCUAUUGGUGAUCUGGCUACACAGUAUUUUUGCAGACAGAGAUAUCUUAUGUGCUGGAACCGAAGAAACAACAAUUGAAUAUGGGAGUUGCUGAUGCAAGCCCAAGCAACAGCAACCCAACAGGAGUCCAGCACAGGCCCAAGAGAACCACCCGAAAACCUGCUAGAUUAAUGGACUAAAGUAGUACAUGUGAAGAAGUCUUGGCUGAUUGAGUCUUUCCUUAGUUUCAGCUGUAGUGGCAGGAUAUUAGGCCACGUUUAGAUGCAUGCAUAAGAAAAUUGCUCCAUCCUCUGUUUCUUUCUUGGGAGAUUCGCCUUCUCUAACAGGCUGCUAUCAGUUGCACAAAAAAGUAAUGGCAUGGAGGAGGCAACACUUGAGAUUGGAAUGGAAUAUAGAACUGUCUCUGGAGUUGCUGGACCUCUGGUCAUCCUUGAUAAAGUGAAGGGACCAAAGUAUCAAGAAAUUGUGAAUAUCCGCUUAGGAGAUGGAUCAACUAGACGUGGUCAAGUCUUGGAAGUUGAUGGAGAAAAGGCUGUUGUUCAGGUUUUUGAAGGAACAUCUGGAAUUGACAAUAAAUUCACCACUGUUCAGUUCAACUGGGGAGGUUUUGAAAACUCCUGUUUCCAUGGAUAUUUAAUGGCUCUGGGAAACCAAUUGAUAUUUCUGUUAAUGACACCAACCCAUACAAUGUAUUUAGACCAAGGGAGAAAGCUCACAGACUUCAUACAAGAAGGAUGCAAAGAAGAGAAAACAAUGUCCAAUCAUUUGAAAAGCUUCGCCAGGUGCUUUUUGACCCAUAUAUGUUCUCAUCCUACUUCUUAAUCUUACAUUUUAUUUGUCAAUCCAAAAACUUACUAGAAGCUUUAAUCAAGAAAGAGGAGAAAAAGAGAAAUGUUUUACCUUUUGAGAAUCAUCGUUCACAGAAGAACCUCAUCCCUUUCAGCUUUCAGCAUUCAACUCUGUGUGUGUGGUUUGGUUGAACACAAGUUUACCCUUGGAAGCAAUUGAAUUUACUUUUAAUCCACAUUGAUCUUUAUAUGUUUGUUUUUUGAAAUAUUGGAUAAAAUAUAUGGAUUUUGUUUUUUAAAAAUGACAUUUAAUUUUCAUAUUAUAAUUGUGAAGAUU
Molecule: messenger RNA, 1987 nt
Organism: Lactuca virosa
Lineage: Eukaryota; Viridiplantae; Streptophyta; Magnoliopsida; Asterales; Asteraceae
Source: the annotation of a GenBank genome assembly